UGGGGAAUUCCUCACGGAUCUGGUCACCCUGUUCGCUUUCUCCUGAGAGAGAGAGAGUCCUCUUUCUAUCUCCUGCUGUUCGCGCGUCGUUUCGGCUCUCCACGGAAUUUAAACGUCACUCACGGUUGCGCGAGAGGCUUCACGCUCCGUGUGUCGCCAGUCCCCUGCCUCGCGCACAUUAAUAUUCCUGUAAGUCUCAGUCAUGAAUAACAAUUACACCGUAUACCGGGGCUAGAGGCGGGCGCUCGGUGCUCACACUCAGAGCGGCGGCAGCUCUGGGCGGAGGAAGGUUCUUCAUGGAGCUGUAGACCAGGUCGUGCCUGCAGAUACAAACGCGCUGCCUUUACCUGGGAUGAGAUAGAAUUUAGGCUAUCUCGGCUCAACACUAUCUUUAACAUCCUGCUGUUUUACCGUAAGCCCGCUCGUCACACCAACAGAGGGUUUACAAAUGUUAGUUCACUCCUACUCCACUGCGGACCGGCAUGACGGUGUCUCGAGCCACAGCUCGCGCCUGUCCCAGCUGGGCUCGGUAUCGCAUGCGGGUCCCUACUCCAGCGCGCCACCGCUGUCUCAUGCGCCAGCGUCGGACUUCCAGCCUCCGUACUUCCCGCCACCGUACCAGCCUCUUGCUCAUUACCAGAGCCAGGACCCGUACUCCCACGUCAGCGAUCCGUAUUCCCUGAACUCCCUGCACCAGAGCCAGCAGAGCGCAUGGGGGGCGCGGCAGCGGCAGGACGCCGGGGAGCGGAUGGAUAGCUCCGCUCUGUUGGCGCAACCUCGGGCCUCGCUGCCUCAGCUGUCCGGGCUGGACCCACGGCGGGACUACGGUGUGCGGCGGCCUGAUGUGCUGCUGCACUCCGCUCACCCGGGACUGGAGCCCGGUAUGGGCGACGGACUGCUGCACGGGCUGCAUGGUAUGGAAGAUGUUCAGACCAUUGACGACACAAACGGAACGAGCAUCCUGGAUCAAUCAGUAAUUAAGAAAGUUCCCAUGCCACACAAGAACAUGGCCUCUCUGAUGGCCGGCAAGGACGGCCUGAUCGGGGGAAUCACCGUCAACAUUAACGAGGUGUUCUGCUCGGUACCGGGCCGCCUGUCGCUGCUCAGCUCCACCUCCAAGUACAAAGUGACCGUAGGGGAGGUGCAGAGGAGACUGUCCCCGCCCGAGUGCCUCAACGCCUCCCUGUUGGGGGGCGUGUUGAGAAGAGCAAAGUCCAAAAACGGUGGGAAAUGUCUGAGAGAAAAGCUGGAGAAGAUUGGACUCAAUUUACCUGCAGGAAGACGCAAAGCUGCCAAUGUCACAUUACUAACAUCUCUUGUAGAAGGUGAAGCCGUCCACCUGGCCCGGGAUUUCGGUUACAUCUGCGAGACGGAGUUUCCCACCAAAGCCGUGAGCGAGUACCUCAACCGGCAGCACGCGGACCCCAACGAGCUGCACACGCGGAAAAACAUGCUGCUGGCGACAAAACAGCUGUGUAAGGAGUUCACAGACCUACUGGCCCAGGAUAGGACUCCCCUGGGCAACUCCAGGCCCAGCCCCAUCCUGGAGCCCGGCAUCCAGAGCUGCCUCUCUCACUUCUCCUUCAUCACGCACGGCUUCGGCUCACCUGCCAUCUGCGCAGCGCUCACCACUCUCCAGAACUACCUCAACGAGGCUCUCAAAGGACUCGACAAGAUGUUUCUUAACAACCCUCCCAACAACCGGCACGGGGACGGCGGCAACAAGGCCGACAAAGAGGAGAAGCAGCGGAAAUGAAGUCUUCGGCGGGGGCGCUGACGGAGAGCUGAACGGGAGGCAGACACACAGACAGAGGCGUUACACCGUUACUUUUAACUUUACACCACUGCCACUGAUCUGCCACACACAGGGCUGUGGAGGAGAAGGAGGAGGAGGAGGAGGAGGAGGAAAAGGAGGAAGGCUUGGUAGAGAGAAAAAGGCAGAGGAAGACACCUGUGGGCCAGUGUCAGAGAGCACAGAGGGAUGUUUCAUCUGUGUUACGUUCUUUUCAUUCCCCUGAGGACAUGAUGGUUACUGUGUUACAUCCAUUUCGCUCUGCCUGCCUGCAUCCUGUGAGACUGAGAUGCAGUGAGCAGCCAACAAACAUUUUGUGUGUGUGUGUGUGUGUGUGUGUGUGUGUGUGUGUGUGUGUGUGUGUGUGUGUGUGUGUGUGUGUGUGUGUGUGUGUGUGUGUGUGUGUGUGUGUGUGUGUGUGUGUGUGUGUGUGUGUGUGUGUGUGUGUGUGUGUGUGUAUGUCUGAGUGAGUGAGUGUGUGUGCGCUUGUGUUUGUCCUUACACAGAAAAAGCAUUGUGGGUAUGAAGAUUGCGUGAUGAGCACUCUAUCUAUCUGUGAAACAGGUUUAUCUGGUUACUUAACGCAAGUAUGAGGGAGGGUGUUAAUUUAUGUGUGUAAAUAUUUAUUUAUAUUAAUUUAAAUGGAUGGUUGUGUAAAUAGGUGCACCAGCUAUUUUGGAGUAGGCCUAUUUAUCUGUGAUUUGACCUUUGUGAGCCGCUGUGUGGGAGUGGGGGGCUCAUCCAGUGUUUUUCUGUUCUUAUAGAGCUGUUGUGCUGAUGAUGGGUAGACAUGCUUCUAAUUGUCCAGUGAUUUCAUUUCGAUCACAUUGAUAAUAAACCAUGUGUUUUAUUAUG
Perca fluviatilis (European perch) is the source of this 2647-nucleotide messenger RNA. It is a transcript of the gene tfap2b, whose product is annotated as transcription factor AP-2 beta. Gene Ontology annotation, cellular component: nucleus. The record is from RefSeq and is a predicted model, not a curated record. The transcript is spliced from 7 exons. Gene Ontology annotation, molecular function: RNA polymerase II transcription regulatory region sequence-specific DNA binding; DNA-binding transcription factor activity, RNA polymerase II-specific. Gene Ontology annotation, biological process: regulation of cell population proliferation; regulation of transcription by RNA polymerase II; anatomical structure development. NCBI's taxonomy places the organism in Eukaryota, Metazoa, Chordata, Actinopteri, Perciformes, Percidae. Bases 449 to 1756 code for a protein of 435 amino acids.